UGUUUUUACUUAAAAAUUCAUGCUCAGGUCAAGACAUGCCUGGAGAAUUAAACAUUGGAAAUCAGCCACACUCUGAGUCAAAUUCUCCUGCAAAAUCUGACCACAACCAAGUUGCUGAUGUGGAAACUUCUAAAAUUAAAUUGGUUGGAAAUGCCAGCAGCAGCAGUAGUGAUGACUCCAGUGGCACUGAUGAUGACUUAAAGACUAACUUAAAGACUUCUGAUGAGAACACAAACAUGACCAAAGAUGCUGUUGAUAUUGAAACUGAGAAAACAAAAUCUGAUGUCCCAAUGAAAUUUCUUGAUAUCAAAAUUUUAAUUAAUGGAAUAAGUGAUCUUAUCAUUGUGCAGCUUUCCAAUCACGACACAGUUCAGGACAUCCGACAAGUCAUUCUUGAAAAACCUGAAUGCUGUUACCGCACUUGUUUCUCACUUUACUUAGGCAAAACGAGAUUGGAUGAUUUUAUGGAACUACACGACAUACCAGAUCUCAAUGAUGAUUCUAUAAUUAAAGUUGUUGACGAACCAUACAGUAUACGUGAAGCCAGAAUACAUAUCCGUCGUCUUAGAGAUUUGUUGGUGACGUUACUUGAACCAAGUGCAUUCACAGCUACCGAUAAUUUAUCACUCUCGUAUCUUUCUUCGAUUACACAGAUUGAUGUGGAGGAGGAAGCAUGGAAACGAGCAAAGGAACCAAAUGCAGCAAGAUCAAGUGAAAGUGUGCUCCCUCCUGAAUAUGCAUCUUUAAAUAAAGCUAGCAAUACACUCUUGGAACCACUAAUACUUCUGGAUAACAAAGUGCAGUUUCUGGAAUGUCUUAAAGAUCUACGUUAUUCUGCCUGGAAUCCUCCACCUGGAUAUAGAAAAUUAGCAGGAGAUCUUUUGUAUCUUGAAAUUGUGACAUUGGAAAAUCCAGAUUUUACAUACCAUGUUACUUCAUCUUCAAGUGGAUUUUUUGUUAACAGAUCGUCACGGUACAACUUUGAUCCAAAGCCAAGCAACGAAGCAUACAGGUCCCAAACAUUAGCUGGACUGCUCAUUAUGCUUAGUCCCCUCUUCAAGAAAAACUUUUCUAACAUACAAAGAUCUAGUAUUAAAAAGCACCCUUUGGAAUUGGUUGCAUCACCCCAACAAGUAUUCCCUUGGUUAUCACCAAAAUUUGAGCAUACAAUGGAUCCUUUCAGAGCUGAGGAUGCUGUUACUAAUCGUAUCGGUUAUGAGGAGCAGAUACCUGGACAGUUACGUGACUGGAAUGAGGAGCUUCAAUCUGCAAAGGAACUGCCUAAAAAAACUCAACAUCAAAGAAUUUUACGUGACAGAGCAUUAUACAAAAUUACAUGUGAUUUUGUUUCGGCAGCCACAAAAGGUGCAAUUGCUGUUGUUGAUGGCAAUGUUAUGGCGAUAAACCCUGGAGAGGAAGAAAAAAUGAGAAUGUAUAUAUGGAAUAACAUAUUCUUCAGUUUUGCAUGCGAUUCAAGAGAACAUUACCAAAAAUAUGGUGGUGAUGAAGCAGCUUAUGCUGCGGCAAGUCUGGACUUAAAAGGAGUUGAAAUCUAUAAUAAACUUGAUUUAGAAGGAUUGUAUACACUUGGAACAGUUGUUGUAGAUUAUCGAGGUUAUAGAAUAAUUGCACAGUCUAUAAUUCCUGGCAUUUUACAACGAGAACAAGAAAACUCUGUAGUUUAUGGAAGUGUUGAUGGAGGAAAGACGAUUUCAACUCAUGAAAAAUUUUUGGAAAAGUUGAAAACGGCUGGUACAUCACUUAGGAUCAGACCACACAAGGUUAUUAACGAGAAGCAAGAAGAUGUUGAACUGUGCUCAUCAAUAGAAUGCAAGGGUAUAAUUGGAGCCGACGGUCGACAUUACAUAUUGGAUUUAUUCCGCACAUUUCCUCCAGAUAUCAACUUUUUAGAUGUUUGCAAAGUUAACCGAACUUUAAUAAAUGGAGAGCAUCUUCCAGAAGAGUUAAAAAAUAACAGAGACAAAUCUGACUUCAUAUAUCCUAUACCUCAUCCCCAGCAGUUGGUUUCAUUCCGUCCCACUGCUCUGGAGGCUUUUAUUGGUUACAAGUAUGUGGCUUUUGUGAAAGUUAUUGCAAUACAUAAACUUCAGGACGAAAAAGAAAAGGAAGAGAAAAAAAGUAAAGAAGUAAAAGAAGAAUCCGAGUCAAAUGGUACGGAUAAAGAUGUCAAUGGAACAGAGAUAAGUGACAAAGUUGAAACAAAUGGUACAUCAGAUGUAAAAAAUAAAGAAAAUGAAGAAAAAGAAGAACGGGAACAAACAGAAGAAGAUUUAUCUGAUAUCAGAGCUGUUGUAGCAGCCACUAAAGCCAUAGGUUCAUUGAAUCCAAGAGCAUUCGACAUUCGUUUCAAUCCUGACGCAUAUGUACCUGAAGUAAAGUUGAGUAAAUCAGAAGAAGAAGCUGACAAAUUAGAGAAAGCAUUAGUUGAAGAUCUUGCACUGUUCUUGUCCAGUACCAUCAUCCCCAAACUGAUUGAUGAUUUCUCUUCAUUGACUACAUCUCCAAUUGACGGUAUUGCACUCACAGAGAUCAUGCAUUCACGGGGCAUAAACAUGCGAUACUUAGGAAAGGUCGCCACCAUGUGUUCGCAGAGGGAGAAUUUAGAGCAUAUCACAAAAAUUGUUGUGAAAGAGAUGGUUUUGAGAAGUGCGAAAAGGCAAUUUAAAAAUUGCAUGCAAAGUGCCAAUCAAAGAUGUUUGUCAGCAGCUGUCAGUCAUUUCUUGAACUGUUUUUUGAGUUCAAUGAAUAUACCACAACCACACAUUCCUUCUGAAGAGAUCAACAAGAAAAAGAAGAACAAAAAGAAAACACAAAAAUUACCACAUCUUCCAUCGAACAGCAAUGUUGCAUGGAUGUCUCUAUCACCUGCGUUCUUGUGGAUGUCUAUAACAGGACACAUGCAAAAACAUUUUGGGUAUAAACUCCAAAGUGCCAGCAUAGAUGCAUUUGUUGCGGACUUUCGCGUACAAAAGUUAAGCCUGUUGCGAGAGUUUUGUAAAAAGACUGGUGUUCAGAUGUUACUGCGAGAAUACGACUUUGAUAAUAAGAAGUACGCCACAUUCAGCGACGAAGAUGUUCUUAAUCUUUUCCCUAUUGUCAAAUGUGCGACGCCAAAAGCUCUCGAUGCGUCUGUCAUCUUUGAAGCUGCACAAUCACGCUUGCAGUCAGGGUUUUUUGGCGAGGCGCAUGAAUUGAUGAUCGAAGCACUUAACAUGUUCAACCAAGUGUAUGGUCCACUACAUGCAGACAUCGUUAUAUGCUAUCGUUCGAUUGCACGCAUCCAUUAUCUAGCGGACGACGCUGCACAGGCUGUAGCGUUCCAAAAGAAAGCAGUAAUGGUUGCUGAAAGAGUGUUUGGUAUCGACCAUCCAGACACAGUAGUGGCAUAUGUCCACCUUGCACUCUACUGCUACCAUGCAGGACUCGUUCCAUCUUCAUUGAAGCUGAUGUAUCGUGCGAGGUAUCUUGCUAUGUUGUCUUAUGGUGAAGACCACCCAGACAUGGCCACCUUCGACACUAACAUUGGUUUGAUGCUUCACAAUCAAAGAGAGUUUGAUUUGGCAUGCAAAUAUCUCGAACAUUCUUGCAACCUUCAGAUGAAAUAUUAUGGCGCCAACAGUUUGCACACAGCUACAGGUCAUCAUUUAGUUGCUCGUGUGCUCUCCUCCAUGGGUGAUUAUAAAAAAGCACUCAACAAUGAAAAAACCACGUUUUCCAUUUACCAAAAACAUUUUGGAACUGACGAUGCAAGAACGAAGGAGAGUUCUAACGCAUUAAACACGAUUCUGAAACAAGCGGUGAUGUUACAGAAAACGUUAAAAGAUAUUGCUGAAAAAGGCAAGGUUUGUCCAACAAGUGUGCCUAAGUUGGACGAUGACGAUUAUGACAAGAAAAUAUUGACAAUGGUCAAUAAAAUCGAAGAACUUGACGAAGCACCCGUCAAGAUAAAUUCCAAGAAAAAAAAUUCGACCAAGUCUUGAAUACUUAAAACUUGAGUUGACAUAGCGUGGAUUGCAAAUUGGAGUGUUAUGUAUUUACGUGUGCAACUGAGUCAUUAUUUUUUACCCCCACGAUUUGAGCGAGAUAAAAAUGACAUUUUUUAGGAAUACAAAAUUAUUUGCAUUGAUAAAUUUGUGUGAUGGAAGUGCUGUUUCAUUCUAUCUUGUGAAUGUGUAUGGUAUGAAAUUUUCUUGAUCUGCACCCAAUCAUAUAUAUACGACACCAUUUUAAGAUUUAUUUUGAAUGCAUUUUAAAUUUUUUAAAGACCAGUUUAUUGACUGUAUCUGAUACAUUCUUAAAGAUGUAUUAAAAUUUUCUACGAAGUUGAUAUUUUUCCACUAAAUUGAUGUAGUUUAAUUAGAGCGUUGUUAUAUUGUAAGAUUUCUCACUUGCUACGUAUAAA
Messenger RNA from Hydractinia symbiolongicarpus, 4423 nucleotides. Its product is annotated as clustered mitochondria protein homolog. The record is from RefSeq and is a predicted model, not a curated record. Lineage: Eukaryota; Metazoa; Cnidaria; Hydrozoa; Anthoathecata; Hydractiniidae. Gene Ontology annotation, cellular component: cytoplasm. Bases 36 to 4001 code for a protein of 1321 amino acids. Gene Ontology annotation, biological process: intracellular distribution of mitochondria. The transcript is spliced from 33 exons. Gene Ontology annotation, molecular function: mRNA binding; protein binding.